Erinaceus europaeus (western European hedgehog) is the source of this 2898-nucleotide messenger RNA. It is a transcript of the gene KLHL7, whose product is annotated as kelch like family member 7. Lineage: Eukaryota; Metazoa; Chordata; Mammalia; Eulipotyphla; Erinaceidae. Gene Ontology annotation, biological process: protein ubiquitination. The transcript has 11 exons. Gene Ontology annotation, cellular component: Cul3-RING ubiquitin ligase complex. Gene Ontology annotation, molecular function: protein binding. The coding region runs from base 145 to 1905 and encodes 586 amino acids. The record is from RefSeq and is a predicted model, not a curated record.
CAGGCACUGGCACAGGCACUGGCACUGGCACAGGCACAGGCACAGUUCGCGCUGGGUGUCGAGCAGCCACAAUUCAUCGUGUCGGGAGCGUGCAAACCCGCACCCGCCCUGGCCAGCUCCGGCUGUGAACCGAGCUGACGGAGCAUGGCAGCCUCCGGGGUGGAGAAGAGCAACAAGAAGAAGACCGAGAAGAAACUUGCUGCUCGAGAAGAAGCUAAAUUAUUGGCGGGUUUCAUGGGCGUCAUGAAUAACAUGCGAAAACAGAAAACUUUGUGUGACGUGAUCCUUAUGGUUCAGGAAAGAAAGAUACCAGCUCAUCGGGUGGUUCUUGCUGCUGCCAGCCAUUUUUUUAACUUGAUGUUCACAACUAACAUGCUUGAAUCAAAGUCUUUUGAAGUAGAACUCAAAGAUGCUGAACCUGACAUCAUUGAGCAACUUGUGGAGUUUGCUUACACUGCUAGAAUUUCUGUGAAUAGCAACAAUGUUCAGUCUUUAUUAGAUGCAGCAAAUCAAUACCAGAUUGAACCUGUGAAGAAAAUGUGUGUUGAUUUUUUGAAAGAACAAGUUGAUGCUUCAAAUUGUCUUGGUAUAAGUGUGCUAGCAGAGUGUCUGGACUGUCCUGAGUUGAAAGCAACUGCAGAUGACUUUAUUCAUCAGCAUUUUACUGAAGUCUAUAAAACUGAUGAAUUUCUACAACUUGAUGUGAAGCGUGUUACACAUCUUCUAAACCAGGACACUCUGACUGUGAGAGCAGAAGAUCAGGUUUAUGAUGCUGCAGUCAGGUGGUUAAAGUAUGAUGAACCUAACCGCCAGCCAUUUAUGGUUGAUAUCCUUGCUAAAGUCAGAUUUCCUCUUAUAUCAAAGAAUUUCCUAAGUAAAACAGUGCAAGCCGAACCACUUAUUCAAGACAACCCGGAAUGCCUUAAGAUGGUGAUAAGUGGUAUGAGAUAUCAUCUGCUAUCUCCAGAAGAUAGAGAGGAACUGGUAGAUGGCACAAGACCUAGAAGAAAGAAGCAUGACUACCGCAUAGCCUUAUUUGGAGGCUCCCAACCACAGUCUUGCAGAUACUUCAACCCAAAGGAUUAUAGCUGGACAGACAUUCGCUGCCCCUUUGAAAAACGAAGAGAUGCGGCAUGUGUGUUUUGGGACAAUGUCGUAUAUAUUUUGGGUGGCUCUCAGCUGUUCCCCAUAAAGAGAAUGGACUGCUAUAAUGUUGUAAAGGAUAGUUGGUAUUCCAAAUUGGGCCCUCCAACACCUCGAGACAGCCUUGCUGCCUGUGCUGCAGAAGGCAAAAUUUAUACAUCAGGAGGUUCUGAAGUUGGAAACUCUGCUCUGUAUUUAUUUGAAUGUUAUGAUACAAGAACAGAAAGCUGGCAUACAAAACCCAGCAUGCUGACUCAACGCUGCAGUCACGGGAUGGUGGAAGCCAAUGGCCUCAUCUAUGUCUGUGGUGGAAGUUUAGGGAACAAUGUUUCUGGGAGAGUGCUGAAUUCCUGUGAAGUUUAUGAUCCUGCCACUGAAACAUGGACUGACCUGUGUCCAAUGAUUGAACCCAGGAAGAAUCAUGGAUUGGUAUUUGUGAAAGACAAAAUAUUUGCUGUGGGUGGUCAGAAUGGUUUAGGUGGUCUGGACAAUGUGGAAUAUUAUGAUAUUAAAUUAAACGAAUGGAAGAUGGUCUCACCAAUGCCAUGGAAGGGAGUAACAGUGAAGUGUGCAGCAGUUGGCUCUAUAGUUUAUGUCUUGGCUGGUUUUCAGGGUGUAGGUCGACUAGGACACAUCCUUGAAUAUAAUACUGAAACAGACAAGUGGGUGGCCAAUUCCAAAGUCCGAGCUUUUCCAGUUACAAGCUGCUUAAUUUGUGUCGUUGAUACUUGUGGAGCAAAUGAAGAAACCCUUGAAACUUGAAAAGUGAGCGAUUUUUAAAGACUCAUCAGAGACUUAAUAUGGCCACCAGUGCUUUGUUCAUGGGUUUGGUUCCAAAUUUUUUGUUUUUUUUUAAGGGAUUUUAUUUUAUGCAAAUAGUUGUUGUUGUUUUUUUAUUAAGUUUCCUUAAUUUAAAUACCAUAUUUUACCAACCCAAAUAACCAACAUCUAAUAAGAAAACUUUUAAAAGUAUAAGCAUUUGGGGGAAAUAGGAAUUCUUGAAAGAUUUUACAUUUCUAAUGAAGAUUACAGAGUGGGGGAUUGGCUCAUGACUAUAGCAGCCUCAUCUUAACUCUACAUUCUAUUUUCGUACAUCCUAGAAAUGCUAUGUAGUUAGGUCUGCUUAUUUCUGCUGAGUCAAGAACUAAGAAGUAGCAUGGAUUUUAAGUCAGGACAGGCAGCUCUAAUGGAGCAACUUAUUAUCACAUAACUUUCGUUCCAUUUAGUGCCAAAUGUAUUUCAUUUUAAAAGCAAGCCAGGUGACUAAGACAUACAUGCACUCACUAAAUUUCAUAAAUGCUUAUCACCCAUUAUUAAUAUCAUUGUUUUUUAGAAGAUAAAAAAAAUGAUUACUUCUCCUCAGUUCUCAUUGUUAAAUAAAAUCCUAUCAUCAUAAGAGCAAAGAGUUGAGAAAGGUAAAACUCCUUAUAGCAAAUUUCUAAAUCACUAGAAUAGCAUCAAUAGUUACAUACAUUCAUAUGGAUUAAAAAGUUACAUGCUUUCUUUUCCUUAGCAGGACAUAUCAGAGAUAUUUGACCUAAUUGUCUCUAAAAAUUUUAUAAUAAUUUGAGGUAAAUAUAUGCAAUCUUGUAUCAUUGCUCUUAGGUGGUCAGUACAUCUUUUACAAACCAGCUUACUCAUUUCUUUCCUAAAUUGUUCUACACUUUCACAUUAUGCAAUAUGUGGAAUGAAUUGUGUAAAGCUGUCACAUUCAAUGUUUUUAUCUGAUAUUAUUAAAUAUUUUUGACUCAGAAA